Spea bombifrons (plains spadefoot toad) is the source of this 2165-nucleotide messenger RNA. RefSeq names its product scavenger receptor cysteine rich family member with 4 domains (gene SSC4D). Lineage: Eukaryota; Metazoa; Chordata; Amphibia; Anura; Pelobatidae. Gene Ontology annotation, cellular component: membrane. Bases 1 to 1815 code for a protein of 604 amino acids. The record is from RefSeq and is a predicted model, not a curated record. The transcript has 11 exons.
AUGGCCAGUCCGGGCCUGCUCAUUGCCUGUGAACUGAUUGUUACAGAAAAAAGCGUGGAGAGUUCUCCCAGAAUUUGGGAGACAUAUUGUAACUGGUGCUACUUUGUGGAAGCAGAAAUGAGAAAGGGUCCUUUGAUUGAGCUUCACCUGCCAACACCUAUUCUCUGGAUGUUGACUGCCUGCUUUGUGCCACUAACUUUCAUACUCAUUUUAUGCAACCCCUCAGAACUGAUAACUGUGGCCAGGAGAGAAGAGGCAGAGGUCCAAUUAGUCAAUGGUGAGACUCGCUGCCAAGGGCGAGUGGAGAUUCUACAUAACGGAACUUGGGGCACAGUAUGUGAUGAUGACUGGGACAUUGUGGAUGCCAAUGUGGUUUGCCGGCAGUUGGGUUGUGGCCAUGCUACAGCUCUGCCUCCUCGACUAUUCUUCGGGCAGGGCACGGGACCAAUUUUUUUAGACAAUGUGGAUUGCAAAGGAAGAGAAACUGCAUUGAGCCAGUGCAGGAGCCUUGGAUGGGGAAUACACAACUGCUACCACUAUGAGGACGUUGCUGUCACCUGCAAUGAGCUUUUACCAACCCCAUCUAAUAAGGGUCAUUCCACAAAGGGCCCCUCACCUUCCUUACAAAAUGGUCUCAGAGAUGGCACCAUCAGAUUGGUAAAUGGGGCAGACAACUGCCAAGGAAGAGUAGAAAUCUUCUAUAAGGGAAAAUGGGGUACCGUGUGUGAUGAUGACUGGGGAAUGAGUGAUGCAAGUGUGGUGUGCAGACAGCUUAACUGCGGACAAGCACUGGACUACAAGAGCAAUGCCUAUUUUGGUUAUGGUACCGGAUUAAUACUACUGGAUAACGUGAAUUGCGAUGGGUCGGAGCCAUACCUUUCCGCAUGCUACAGUCUUGGCUGGGGAAUUCACAACUGUGGACAUCAUGAAGAUGCUGGAAUCAUAUGUACUGGUUUGGAGAUCUCUACCACUCCUCCAAACACAACUCCUGUGUCUCAUGAUACUGCUGAAUAUGUUACUGACACUGCUACAGUUACAUGGAGUAGAGAUCAACCAUCUACUGAAACGGAUUUACCUUCAACUGCAGUUCUGCAACCUUGGAAAAAGAGUGGCAGUAUUAGAUUGAUAAAUGGAAACAGCAGCUGUCAGGGUCGAGUGGAAGUGCUGUACCAAAACAGCUGGGGAACUAUAUGUGACGAUGACUGGGAUUACAGCAAUGCUCAAGUGGUCUGCAGACAGAUGGGUUGUGGCCCCGCCAUUAUUGCUACAACCUUGAGUUACUUUGGCUAUGGCAGUGGCCCUAUCCUGCUUGACAAUGUGGAUUGCGAUGGUACAGAGAAAGACUUAAGAGACUGCUUCCACCUAGGCUGGGGUCAACACAACUGCGGACACCAUGAGGAUGCUGGGGUUAUAUGUCAAGGUUCACAAGAGUCAGAAUGGUUUUCUAAAGAAAGUGGAUUUGAAGUCACAACAGAAUCUGCAACGCCUCCAAAAGAAGGGUCUGUCCGCUUCGUAAAUGGUAGCCACCGCUGUGAAGGUCGUUUGGAAAUAUUUUUCCUUUUACAGUGGGGAACAGUGUGCGAUGAUGCGUGGGAUCUGAAGGCUGCAAAUGUGGCAUGUCGAUCUCUAGGCUGCGGUGCUGCCAUAAAAGCUCGGGGAGAAGCUUGGUAUGGGCAAGGCAGUGGCUACAUCUUCCUUGACAACGUGAAGUGUCAGGGCAAUGAAAGUUCCAUCUUGCAGUGUUCUUAUAUACGAUGGAACGUUCAUAACUGUGACCACUCUGAAGAUGCUGGGGUGAUGUGUGGAAUGUUUUAGUCCUCAAAAUAUCAUGGAAAUAUGUAAAUGUAUACAUUUUGUAUAUAAUUUUGUAUCUCUUCUCAUGUCCCAUACACUUGCACUUUAUUAUUACAUUUAAAAGAAAAUAUUAUUGCAUCAUAUUCCAUUGAGAUCAGUGAAUGGAAAAAGUCAGUUAAUGGGAAAAGAUCUAUUUCUCCAGCUGUUUGGAAAUAUGUUUAUUUUUAUUUUGUAAAGAAGUCAUAACAUGCAGUACAUCUGUAGAAUUUGUAUUUGUAUAGACAUUUUCUAAAGUAAUCGCUGAUGAAGAAAUUAAAAUUACAUUUCAAAUUCUUAAUGUUGAAUUAAAUGUGUUCUUUAUUAAAUUAUGG